AUGUACGGUCAUUUAAUUAAUUUAAUAAAAUGUUUGUUUCUACUUUGCAGAGUGAACAAGAAACGGGACUUGUUCAAUAUAUUGCAGUCGGAAGAGAUAGCUAGCGGCCGACCGAGGAGUGGUGGAAUCGUGACGUCCAGUUUCGCCAGCCGUGUAUCAACGGGUACAAGUCGUCGCACCGCAGCUACUACAGGCGAGUUUUUUGUAGACCUUAAAGUCUACAAAACAGGAGACUACACUUCCAAUCCCGUCGAUGUGCGCUACAAGACAGCAUUAGUAACAGUUAAGUUACAGUGUGAAGACUCGUCACCAUCGUGGGACGCUCUUCAAACCUUCCUAGGACAAGCUUGGACGAAUAUAGAACAAGAAAAUAUCACCACUGUUUCGGACGAAGAGUGUGCUCAUUUUGACCCUCACCAAUAUUUGGAUUCAUUUCAAUGUGCUCAAGAUCCCCUAGAAGGGUUUACGGAAGAUAUUUUAAAAAUGCAGAGCUCAUCUAAGUCAUUAAAAAGGACUCGACACAAUCGCAAAAUAAAGUGCAAGAGGAGGCAGAGCAUUCAAUUAGAUCAAACAGCAAAGUACUGUGGCCCAGUUUCAUUCGUCAUCAAUAGCGCACCAACAAAAGGACUUCGCCUAAUCAGGAUACAAGUUAUCGAAUUGGAUCGAUUACAACGAAUUAGUGAUAGUUCGGAAGAGAUAGCUAGCGGCCGACCGAGGAGUGGUGGAAUCGUGACGUCCAGUUUCGCCAGCCGUGUAUCAACGGGUACAAGUCGUCGCACCGCAGCUACUACAGGCGAGUUUUUUGUAGACCUUAAAGUCUACAAAACAGGAGACUACACUUCCAAUCCCGUCGAUGUGCGCUACAAGACAGCAUUAGUAACAGUUAAGUUACAGUGUGAAGACUCGUCACCAUCGUGGGACGCUCUUCAAACCUUCCUAGGACAAGCUUGGACGAAUAUAGAACAAGAAAAUAUCACCACUGUUUCGGACGAAGAGUGUGCUCAUUUUGACCCUCACCAAUAUUUGGAUUCAUUUCAAUGUGCUCAAGAUCCCCUAGAAGGGUUUACGGAAGAUAUUUUAAAAAUGCAGAGCUCAUCUAAGUCAUUAAAAAGGACUCGACACAAUCGCAAAAUAAAGUGCAAGAGGAGGCAGAGCAUUCAAUUAGAUCAAACAGCAAAGUACUGUGGCCCAGUUUCAUUCGUCAUCAAUAGCGCACCAACAAAAGGACUUCGCCUAAUCAGGAUACAAGUUAUCGAAUUGGAUCGAUUACAACGAAUUAGUGAUAGUGUAAAUGAUAACAGUGUUCUGUUAAAUUCUCAAUAUGUAGUGAAGGAUGUUGGUGAUGAAAUAAUGGAUCAGACUGAGAAAAUUAUCAAUAAUAUAUCAAAAAAAAUAUGUGGUUAUAGUUACACUAAUUGUUUUUAG
Molecule: messenger RNA, 1425 nt
Organism: Diatraea saccharalis (sugarcane borer)
Lineage: Eukaryota; Metazoa; Arthropoda; Insecta; Lepidoptera; Crambidae
Source: the annotation of a GenBank genome assembly